This is a messenger RNA of Huiozyma naganishii CBS 8797, 1593 nucleotides long. RefSeq names its product cytosine permease. Gene Ontology annotation, biological process: transmembrane transport; cytosine transport. Gene Ontology annotation, molecular function: nucleobase transmembrane transporter activity. The transcript has a single exon. The record is from RefSeq and is a predicted model, not a curated record. Gene Ontology annotation, cellular component: fungal-type vacuole membrane; plasma membrane. The coding region runs from base 1 to 1593 and encodes 530 amino acids. Lineage: Eukaryota; Fungi; Ascomycota; Saccharomycetes; Saccharomycetales; Saccharomycetaceae.
AUGCCACUGCAUCGGAGACUGUCAGCAGUAGUCGGUGGAAGCAAAGAGAUGUCAUAUGAAAUGAGCGACUUCAAAAAAACUCCAUCCGAAGAUGUGAAGUUUACUCCAGUCGAGUCAAACACCUACUCUGAGGACGAACGGUCAGCCUCAGUUGAGGAGACCAGGCUGGGUUUUUUCAGUAGGCUAGCUGGUCACUUGAACGCGGAGACUAAAGGGGUAGAGCCUGUUUUAGACCAUGAAAAAAACGACGAUUCUAUAGUGGAUGCGGCCUCUAUGUGGUUCUCUGCAAACAUGGUCAUUGCUGCAUAUGCAUUGGGUGGGUUAGGUCCUGCGGUCUUCCGUUUGAACUUUGGUCAAUCAGUUCUAGUUAUUAUAUUUUUCAACAUACUCGGGUUAUUGGCAAUUGCAUUCUUUUCUGUUUUUGGUGCUGAAUUUGGGCUACGUCAAAUGAUUCUCUCCAGAUUCCUGCUCGGUAAUGUCACUGCAAGAAUAUUUUCGUUGAUUAACGUGAUCGCCUGUGUUGGUUGGGGGGUCGUCAAUACGACCGUAUCGGCACAGUUGCUAAACAUGGUCAAUCCACCUCACAACUGUCCGUUGUGGGCCGGCUGUGUGAUCAUCGUCGGUGGUACCGUGCUAAUAACCUUUUUUGGCUAUAGAGUUAUUCAUGCAUACGAGAGAUGGUCGUGGGUACCCAAUUUCGUAGUGUUCCUCGUCAUCAUAGCUCGUCUGAAAAUAUCAGGGAAUUUCAAAAAUGGUCCUUGGACAUCUGGCCCAACGACCGCCGGUAGCGUGUUAUCGUUUGGGUCUACAGUGUUUGGUUUUGCAGCUGGGUAUACGACAUACGCAGCUGACUACACCGUCUACAUGCCAAGGAAAACAAACAAAUACAAAAUCUUCUUCUCCCUAGUCGCAGGUCUAUGCUUCCCGCUGUUCUUUUGUAUGAUCACAGGUGCCGCAGCUGCUGCUGCUGCGGUGAACACUUCAGAGUGGAUGGAAUAUUUCCACAAGAAUGCAAUGGGUGGUGUCACUUAUGCUAUUCUGGUGCCAAACUCUCUCCAUGGCUUUGGAGACUUUUGCUGCGUCAUUCUGGCUCUUUCGACCGUGGCGAACAACAUCCCAAACAUGUAUAGUAUUGCAUUGUCACUACAGGCAUUGUGGGAGCCUUUUGCUAAAGUACCAAGAGUGGUCUGGACAAUGUGUGGUAACGCUGCCACUGUUGGGAUUGCAAUUCCAGCUUGUUACUACUUUGAAGGGUUUAUGGAAAACUUUAUGGACUCGAUUGGUUACUACCUUGCAAUUUAUAUCAGCAUCUCGAUGUCCGAACAUUUCAUUUACAGAAAAGGUUUUGGUGGCUAUAGGAUCGAAGAUUGGAACAGGUGGGAUAGAUUACCCAUCGGUAUUGCCGGCACGGCAGCUUUGAUUGUCGGGGCUUUUGGGGUUGCAUUAGGGAUGUGUCAAACGUAUUGGGUAGGUGAAAUUGGACGUUUGAUUGGUGAUCACGGUGGUGAUAUUGGAUUUGAGCUUGGUGCAUCAUGGGCAUUUAUUGUUUACAAUAUCUUGAGACCAUUAGAAAUCAAGUAUUUUGGUCGCUAA